AUGGAUCGUCCAGAGCUCUCCCUUCCCCUUGGCUCUGCUCAGUAUCCUGAGCUCAGACUUGACAGGCAAAGCUCCUGCUUGGAGCUGGCUGCCCUGAGGAACGUGAACAUCAUCCUGCAGCACUACAACUUCACGGGCAAGCUGAGCAACAGGCAGGCCGGGGACGAGGGCACGGGGCUCAUCCGCACAGCGUUCGCCAUCAUCAGCUGCAUCAUCAUCCUGGAGAACCUGCUGGUGCUCUUGGCCAUCCUGCGGUGCCUGCGAGCGCGCCGCUGGGUCUACUCCUGCAUCGCCAGCAUCACGCUGAGCGACCUGCUGGCCGGGGCUGCUUACCUGUGCAACCUCUGCCUCUCGGGCAGGAAAACCUUCCAGCUCUCCCCGCAGCUCUGGUUCCUGCGGGAGGGAACCCUCUUCACGGCGCUGGCCGCCUCCACCUUCAGCUUGCUGGUGACAGCCAUCGAGCGCUACAGUGCCAUGGUGAGGCCCAUUGCUGAGAAUGAAGCCAGCAAGACCCUGCGCUUACGUGGCCUCAUAGUGGGAUGCUGGCUCUUGGCUUUCAUCAUCGGGCUGCUCCCGCUGCUGGGAUGGAACUGCCUCUGCCACUUGAGCGCCUGCUCCGUCCUCCUGCCUCUCUACUCCAAGAACUACAUCCUUUUCUCUGUGGUCAUGUUCAGCAUCAUCCUCCUGGGGAUCCUCGGCCUCUACAUCUCCAUCUUCCAGCUGGUGCAGGCCAGCUCGAGGCAAACCAGCUCGAGGCACAGCCGCAAGCGGUCCCUGCGCUUGCUCAAGACCGUGCUGAUGAUCCUGGGGGCCUUCAUCAUCUGCUGGAGCCCCCUUUUUGUCCUGCUGCUCUUGGAUGUCUUCUGCGAGCCCCGGAGCUGCGCCCACCUCCACAGCCUGGACUGGACCUUGGCUCUGGCCAUGCUGAACUCAGGGGUGAACCCCAUCAUUUACUCCCUGCGUAGCGUGGAGGUUCGCCGCGCCGUGGGGAGCCUCCUGUGCUGCUGCUGCGUCCGCAUCGGCCUUUGUGAGCCCGGGAGCUGUGUGGUGGUCACGGACAUUAACUCGGGUUCAUCCACCGAGAGCUCCCUGCGGUACCGGGAGAGCUUCCGCAGCGCCCGGCCCCGCGCUCCGCUCUCCAGUAACUCCAGUAUGAUGAGCAACCUGCCCAGCCUCUGAGGGCGA
This is a messenger RNA of Neopsephotus bourkii (Bourke's parrot), 1185 nucleotides long. RefSeq names its product sphingosine-1-phosphate receptor 4 (gene S1PR4). Gene Ontology annotation, molecular function: sphingosine-1-phosphate receptor activity. NCBI's taxonomy places the organism in Eukaryota, Metazoa, Chordata, Aves, Psittaciformes, Psittacidae. Gene Ontology annotation, biological process: G protein-coupled receptor signaling pathway. The transcript has a single exon. The record is from RefSeq and is a predicted model, not a curated record. Gene Ontology annotation, cellular component: membrane. The coding region runs from base 1 to 1179 and encodes 392 amino acids.